Molecule: messenger RNA, 2199 nt
Organism: Thyridium curvatum
Lineage: Eukaryota; Fungi; Ascomycota; Sordariomycetes; Thyridiales; Thyridiaceae
Exons: 4
Coding region: 1-2199 (732 amino acids)
Biological process (GO): attachment of mitotic spindle microtubules to kinetochore
Cellular component (GO): Ndc80 complex
Source: RefSeq, a predicted model, not a curated record
AUGUCGCAGGAUACCGGACUUUGGAGCGUCCGGCGCCCUCGUGAGACUCUCGGAGGUAUCAAUAUGAAUUCUUCGAUUCCGCAGCCCCCUUCUGCCAUGAAGCGAUCUAGUUCUGUCCACGCGGCACCCUACUCAACCGGCCAUGCUCGCUCGAUGUCAGGGUCCAGGCAGUCUCUAGCCAUGUCGCGACCCAGCCAGCCCCUUUUUCAGCGAUCGUCCUCGGGCACCAACUUGGCAGACAUUGGCCUCUCGUCCGUUAAACGAUCGUCUCACCAGAAUAAUGCGCUUCGAUCCUAUGCGCCAGGCAACCUGCCUGGUCGGGCAUCGACUGACGGCGAGCGGCGGAGCAGCGUCUAUAAGGCGAGACCGUCCAUGGGAGGAGCCAUGGUGGGACAUCAGAGCUUCUUCCAGCAGGCGCCCCAGGCAGCAGGAGUUCCUCGCGACCCACGACCGCUCAAGGACAGAUCGUACCAAGCUCGCAUAGGACAGGAGCUGCUCGAGUACCUGGCGCAGCACAACUUCGAGAUGGAGAUGAAGCACGUCUUGUCGCAGAACUUCAUCAAAUCGCCCACACAAAAGGACUUCAACUACAUGUUCCAGUGGCUGUAUCACCGCAUCGACCCGAGUUAUCGUUUCCAAAAGAACAUCGACCAAGAGGUCCCGCCACUGCUGAAGCAGCUGAGGUAUCCGUAUGAGAAGAGCAUCACCAAGAGCCAGAUUGCCGCUGUUGGUGGCCAGAAUUGGAGCACCUUCUUGGGCCUGCUUCACUGGAUGAUGCAGCUUGCUCAGAUGCUAGAGGGCUACUCCUGCCACCGAUACGACGAUGUCUGUGUCGAGGCUGGUCUCGAUGUGGCGGCUGAUCAUAUCAUCUUCGACUUCCUUGGACAAGCAUACAAGGACUGGCUAGCAAUGGAUGACGACAUUGCAGACGAAGAUGCAGGCAAGGUCCUGGCGCCUCAUGUUGAGUCCAUGGCCAAGGCUUUCGACCGAUCCAACUCCCGCUAUCAGGAAGAACUCGACAUCCUCGAGGCAGAGAACCAGCGACUGCUCAAAGAGAUUGAAGACCUGGAGAAGUCGACUCCGGAUCCUGCUGUACUCGAUCAUCACUUCAAGAUCAUGGAGGAAGACAAGGUCAAAUUCGAAGAGUACAACCAAUUGGCGGUGCAACGGUCGGAGAAAUACGAGACCCGGGCCCAGCUGCUCCAAGAGGAGCUUGACAAACUGUACCAAGAGUUACACGAAGCUGAAGAGGAGAGACGAGGACUCCAGCAAGCUGUUGACGAUCAGGGUAUCAGUAUGGCGGAUAUCGACCGCAUGACCUCUGAGCGAGAACGCUUGCAGAAAGGAAUCGAGGCAGCAGCGCAACGCUUGGAAGAGGUCAAGAAGAAGGUUGCUGACAAGGAGGUCGAAGCCAGCCGAAAACUUGACGAUCUCGAGCGACUGGUCGACAGAUACAACACGGUGGCGUACCAGAUUGGGCUGAUUCCGUCCACGGCUGUCAACGCCAAAGGAAGGAAUUUUGAGCUGCAAGUCACUGUCAAUGAUGGACCGAGCUUCACGUCCUCACAGCUGCAGGGCUCAGCCGGCGCUGGAAGCAUGGAGAACGAGCGGCUGCUGGUUGAUCCAAUCACCGGCUAUCAACCCGCACACAUCCUGAAUCUAGAUCUUCGAGGACAGGUUAAGAACAACUUCCUCGCUCUUAGGAAGGAGAUCUCGGAAAGACGGAGCGUUGCCAUGGAGAACAUGAUGAAAGACCACGACCUCCUGGACAAUAUUAAGGAGGCGAUGGAGGACAAGCGUAAUGAGGUCGAGGCACUCGAGCACCGUGUACGCGCGGCAGAACAAGAGCAUGAGAAGACCAAAGAGGUCACAACCGCACAACGAAUGGCCUCGGACGCCCAGAUUGAGAAGAUGGAGAAGGAUCUAGCCAAGAUGCGAACAAGCCUCUCCGAGUCCGUCCAGUUGAUGGAGCAACGCGAGAUGAACACCAGCAUCGAAUACGAGCAGCUUGAGCUUCGGGCCAACGCUCUCCGUGAGGAGCUUCACACUGAGAUCAUGCGCAUGCUGAAUGACGUUGUCAAGUUCAAGAUGCAUGUGCAGAAAAACCUCGAGGACUACGAGUGGUUCGUGGCCGAUGAACUGGAGAAGGAGCUGGGAAGCGACGACUUGAAAGAUGAUACCCGUGCUAUGGAUGUUUAG